AUGGCUAAUUUUGAGCAAUCGACAUGGAAGCCCAGAGGAAGAUUGGGUGCGGCAGGUUCACUAUCAGACGACCAACCUGAUAUCGACACUGCUAGUAAUACUGGAGCACUCGAAGUCUUGACCUUAGCGUCUGAUUCAUCUGGCUUGGAGUCCGAUUUUGACUCAUUCGCUUCAAGACUUGGCGGGUAUCUGGAAUACAUGAGGGAAAAUCUAAUCAAAUCACAACAGCAAAGGGCGGAACUGAUGAACUUGGUAACAUCCCUGCAGUUACCUGAGCCUCAGCCAGACCUCGAUUACCAACUCGCCCGACUCGAAAUCUCCAAUCUCAUCACGACUGGGAUGAACCAUUUGGCACUUGAGCAGUAUCACGAGGCCGAAGAAGAAAUCAACCGCGCACUUGACAUGGCCGAACAGAUGAAUGAGGGGUUGGACCGUGCCAGAUGCUAUUACUGGUUGGGCCGUAUACAAGUUGAGCAACGCAACUUCUCCCUAGCCUACCAAUACUUUAGGGACGCACAACCUUUGCUCAUAGAUGGUCGGUGCCUGGAAAGCCACAGUCUCAAGUUUUAUCUCGAAUUUGCUAAAUCUGGAGGUUCUGAAAAAAUUCCGCUACCUUUCUCCGAUCCUUUACAUGUGAAUUUAGGAGUAGAAUUAACAACCAAUGAUUCAAUUGAGGAGAGCAAGGAUCUAUCCAAGAAGCGCAAAUGGGAUUCACAAUCCUGGAGCCGUGUGCUACGACUUUCUAACUCCCCUCGUCACACAUUGAAGUCUACUAAUCGAUUGAAUAUGUGGACAGUGUUAGACGCCGAGGAUUACAUCCAUCCAGAUAGUUCCUUACGGUCCUUUAGGAUGCCUUCGAAGCCUGAGCUGAAUUUGUGUGAAUUUCAAUGGGCCUCGCAAGCUGGAUCGCGCCCACCACAACUGGAAUCUUUCAAGUUCCGCUGCUAUCCUCGUGGAUUAACUUCUCGUACACGAAAUACCAAAAUUUUCGAUGAACAACCUGGAGAGAAUAUCAUGUCUGCUGAUGAGUGGGAUGUUCUACAACAGCAUGCAAAGAACAAGAAGGUCACACUGGCGUACCUGGCAAAUGAGAGACGGAAAUGCAACGAUACUGACAAGCGGAAAUAG
Molecule: messenger RNA, 1128 nt
Organism: Penicillium malachiteum
Lineage: Eukaryota; Fungi; Ascomycota; Eurotiomycetes; Eurotiales; Aspergillaceae
Product: tetratricopeptide repeat protein
Exons: 1
Coding region: 1-1128 (375 amino acids)
Molecular function (GO): protein binding
Source: RefSeq, a predicted model, not a curated record